Molecule: messenger RNA, 402 nt
Organism: Magnusiomyces paraingens
Lineage: Eukaryota; Fungi; Ascomycota; Dipodascomycetes; Dipodascales; Dipodascaceae
Exons: 2
Coding region: 1-402 (133 amino acids)
Source: RefSeq, a predicted model, not a curated record
AUGUCCGACAACGAAACAACCACCGUGCCUACAGAGGCACCUGAAGUGUACACCGGGACAAGUGUGACAGCUCAACGAGAUACUCCACAGACACGGAAGAGUAACCGUACGUGGCGAGAGCAGAAGACGCCAUUACGGAUCAGCGCGCUUGGAGUUGGAAAAACAGCAUGGGAGAAGCGAGUGCAAGCUCGGACAGAGGCAGCAGCAUUCAAGGCACGAGUUCAAGAGAUGAAGGAUGAAAAGGAGGGUGAGCGACGGCGGCGAAUGGAGGAACGGGCAGCAAGAGAAGCUGCGAAGAAGGAAAAGGAGCGGUACGCGGAACUGGCCAAGAAAAUGCAUGCAAAGAAACUGGAACGACUACGAAGAAAGGAGAAACGCAACAAGAUGCUCAAGGAGCGUUAA